Morus notabilis is the source of this 984-nucleotide messenger RNA. RefSeq names its product 3-oxo-5-alpha-steroid 4-dehydrogenase 2. Gene Ontology annotation, molecular function: oxidoreductase activity, acting on the CH-CH group of donors. Bases 35 to 871 code for a protein of 278 amino acids. The transcript is spliced from 2 exons. The record is from RefSeq and is a predicted model, not a curated record. Gene Ontology annotation, biological process: lipid metabolic process. NCBI's taxonomy places the organism in Eukaryota, Viridiplantae, Streptophyta, Magnoliopsida, Rosales, Moraceae.
AGUAGAGAGAGAGAGAGACCAAGAUCUUUGAACAAUGGCUUCAAUAUUGACAAGAAUUAUGUUGCCAACACCUCCUUCUCUUUACGUAAAUUACUCGUCUUUGAUUACAACGGCGGUAAUAUCCUUCAUCGGAUUGUCGGAGGCCUUUGGAAGCCACUUGGGGUAUUCCAAGUUCUUCAACUUGGGCUCUCAAAAUCAAAAUUACCGAGUGAAAUUGUCCAGCAGAAUAGGCAUGCUCUUGUUGUAUACGCCGUCGUUUCUUGCCGCUCUUGCUUCUUUAGUCUUGCUUUUGCCCCAUCACAAGGAUGCCAGGUUUCUUUUGCUCAGCUUGGCCUUAACCAUUCAUUAUUUCAAGAGGGAUUUUGAGGUUCUAUUCAUUCACAAAUACAGCGGAGGAAUGGCCCUUGGCAGUGCAAUUCUGAUCAGCCUCAGUUACUUCUCUUCCACUGCACACCUGAUUUAUUUCCACUACAAAUUAUAUCCAACACAAUUAGGAAAAAAUCAACAUGAUAAUCAGCAGCCAAAUAUUGAUAUGAAGUACAUUGGAGUUUUGUUGUUUUUGAUAGGGAUAAGUGGGAAUUUCUACCACCACUUUCUUCUUUCCAAAUUAAGGAAAAAUGGAGAAAAAGAGAAGUCUUACAAGAUUCCCAGGGGGGGUCUUUUUGGCUUAGUAAUUUGCCCUCAUUAUCUCUUUGAGAUUAUUGAAUUUGUGGGAUUCUGUUUCAUUUCUCAAACAUUGUAUUCAUUUUGCUUCACCAUAGGAACAAUAUUCUACUUGAUGGGAAGGAGUUAUGCCACUAGGAAGUGGUACCUUUCCAAGUUUGAAGACUUCCCAAAAGAGGUGAAAGCUCUUGUUCCAUUUGUUUUCUAAUCAGUAGUAGUAAUGCACGUGCAAGGCACGUGGUUAUGUACAAGUCUUCAAUAACGUUUUAUGUUUUGAAAAUGGUGAUAUUUUUAAAAUGUACAAGUUCUUUCAUUUUCAGA